UUUCUUCCUCACGUUGAGUGCGGAACUGUGACGCUGAUUGGGGCAACCACAGAAAACCCUUCCUUCCAGGUGAAUUCUGCUCUUCUGAGUCGAUGUCGUGUUAUUGUUCUUGAGAAGAUCUCAGUGGAGGCGAUGGAAGCAAUUCUGAUGCGGGCUGUCAGGUCCCUGGGGAUCCAGGUUGUACGCCAGGAUGAACAACACACUGACUCUGCAAGUGGCAAUGAUAGCAAGAACUCUGAGUCCCCAGUGUGCAUAGAGGAGAAAGCUCUCCAUACUCUUGCCUACCUCUGUGAUGGUGAUGCAAGGACUGGAUUGAAUGGACUCCAGCUGGCUGUUCAGGCCAGAUUAACUGCAGGAAAAAGCUCUCAUCAAAAUAGUAUGCACAAGUAUCCUGCAGAUACAGUUCUUAUAACAGAAGAGCAUGUGAAGGAAGGACUACAACGGUCUCAUAUCCUUUAUGACCGAGCAGGUGAAGAGCAUUACAAUUGCAUAUCAGCACUUCAUAAAUCUAUGCGAGGCUCAGAUGAAAAUGCUUCCCUCUACUGGCUUGCCCGGAUGCUUGAAGGUGGCGAGGAUCCACUGUAUGUGGCAAGAAGGCUGGUGAGGUUUGCAAGUGAGGAUAUAGGACUAGCAGAUCCUUUGGCAUUACCACAGGCUGUUGCUGCUUAUCAAGGUUGUCAUUUUAUUGGCAUGCCCGAAUGUGAGGUUCUACUAGCUCAGUGUGUAGUCUACUUUGCUAGAGCACCCAAGUCUAUAGAGAUAUAUGGAGCAUACAGCAAUGUCAAAGAAUGCCUGAGAAGCCACCAGGGACCACUUCCUCCUGUUCCAUUGCACUUGAGAAAUGCUCCAACCAGACUCAUGAAAGACUUGGGAUAUGGAAAAGGCUAUAAAUAUAACCCCAUGUACAAGGAGCCUGUAAACCAAGAGUAUUUGCCUGAAGAGCUGAAAGGAAUUAACUUUUUUAAGGAAAGAAGAAAGUAAAUAUGUUGAAGUAUCUUCCCUUUUUAUGAAGGAUGUCUCUGCAUUCAGAUGCAAUGUCAAAAUUAUUAAGCCAUUGGACCUAUGACGAUCCUUUUAUGUUUCGGGUUUAUAAAUGUUUCCGUGUGUUUAAAAAAUAUACAGUAACACAAUUUGGGAAGACAAAGGUGAAUUUUAUUAGCUUAAUAACAGUACUAUUCGGUUCAAAUAAUGUGUUUUGUCUAUUAAGAAAAAUAUACAUAAGGCUUAAGAGAAGAAACUGGUAGAAAAGUGCAAUAAAAGACUUUUUCUUACUAAAAAGAGACCCUGCCUUACUUGCUUUAAAUCUUGAGGAUAUAACUGUUUCCAUUUUUUUCAAUUUAUUUCAAUAAUGACAUUAAAUUGCAGAAAAUUAUAAAAUGUAAAAAUAUAUAGUAAAACAAAAUGCAAUUACAACGUAAUAGUCAUGAUUAUACUUUAUUUCUGAAAUUGUUUUAUAAGAUUUCAUAACCAAUAAAGUUGUUCCAAAAUAUUGAAAAUU
Molecule: messenger RNA, 1498 nt
Organism: Alligator sinensis (Chinese alligator)
Lineage: Eukaryota; Metazoa; Chordata; Crocodylia; Alligatoridae
Product: ATPase WRNIP1
Exons: 5
Coding region: 133-981 (282 amino acids)
Biological process (GO): regulation of DNA repair; DNA-templated DNA replication
Cellular component (GO): nucleus
Molecular function (GO): enzyme activator activity; DNA binding; single-stranded DNA helicase activity
Source: RefSeq, a predicted model, not a curated record